AUGUCCACCCGUACCGCCUCCUUUCUCUCUGCCGAUGAUAUGUUCCAUAACAAUCUGUCUCCCGACGCCUUCCUGGCUCGCACGGAGGGCCGGGGCUAUACGUCGGCCGAGACCGAGAUCUGGGACACGGCGCACCGCCUUUAUGUCUACCUGGCUACGUGCCAGCGGGCGCCCAAGCCAGAGCGUCUUCGGUUCUUCCGUCUUCUGGUUCGACUCUGCAUCCGUCAUCGUUCCAUACUCCUUAAAGGGGUAUCUUCACAGGCUGAGGAUAACGGCAUGGCCUCCAUUGAGGCCUGUGCCGUCUGUUACCGCCGAGAGUACUCGGAGGAGAAGGAGCUACAGUCCGAGCGGACGACUGGCCACUGCUGUUGGUUCCGUCCCGAUAGCCACGCACGGGGUUUCCUCAAUCUGAUGCGAUCACUCUGCGACGACCACCCGGAGCUUUUUGGUGAUGAUGUGAGUCUGGAGGAGCUUGACGGUCUGUUUGUUUUUGCAUAA
Molecule: messenger RNA, 498 nt
Organism: Sporothrix brasiliensis 5110
Lineage: Eukaryota; Fungi; Ascomycota; Sordariomycetes; Ophiostomatales; Ophiostomataceae
Exons: 1
Coding region: 1-498 (165 amino acids)
Source: RefSeq, a predicted model, not a curated record